This is a messenger RNA of Miscanthus lutarioriparius, 1995 nucleotides long. The record is from the annotation of a GenBank genome assembly. NCBI's taxonomy places the organism in Eukaryota, Viridiplantae, Streptophyta, Magnoliopsida, Poales, Poaceae.
AUGGAGGAUGUGCAUAAGGCAAGAUUGAAACAAAUAAAACAUUUGCACAAGCUAACACUAGAAUGGGAUGCCAAUCGACCUAAGAAAGAUACCAUACAUGAAGAAAAUGUAUUGGAGAUUCUUAUACUACCUAGUGCUCUUAAAGACCUUUGCAUUAGAGGCCAUGGAGGUACUAAAUGCCCGCAAUGGCUAGGUGAGAACCUCUCUGUCAAAAAAUUGGAAUCGCUUCAUCUAGAUGGUGUAGCUUGGAAUAUAUUUCCACCUAUAGGAGAGUUCUCUCUAGUUAAUGAGCCGCGUGAAGAAAUUUCGAAUAAUAAUAUCUGCCAUGAUAAGUUUCAAAAUUUGAAGAGUCUGGAACUAGUUAUGCUACCAAGUUUAAGAAGCUGGAUUGUCAAGGCACCUUGUCAUCUGUUUGCUCAAUUGGAGGUGCUUGUCAUUAGGGAUUGCCGUGAACUAACGGAAUUGUCAUUUUCACAUUAUGCUUGCUGUCAGCAACAGAAAGAGGCAAAGAUAAAUUGGUUUCCUAGACUACGGGAGCUCAAAAUAAAAAAAUGUCCAAAAUUGUUGUCUUUUCCUCCUGUUCCUUGGACUAGGGCUCCGUGCUCAGCUGAGAUAGAAGGAGUUGGUUCAGGCCUUGAGGAACUUGUUUGUAAAGAGAAUUACAAAUCUGAAUAUCGCUUGAAAAUUAAGAUGAAGGGUGCUCUGGUUAGUGAGUUAUGGAAUAUGUUGGCCUUUGAUAAUCUAAAUGAAGUAAAAGACUUGAAGAUGGACACAUGCCCUCCUCUCCCACUGCAUCACAUCCAAAUGCUAUCAUCCCUAAAGAGCCUCAGGUUAUACGGAGCUUCAAGUAUUGUCUUUCCGUUGGUAGAAGGUGAGAGGCAUGCCGAAUAUCAAUCUCCAGUUGAACACAUAGCCAUUGAUGGGUGGGAUGCUAGUGCGAAAGAAUUGACACAGCUACUGACUUAUUUCCCCAAGCUCUCUGAACUGAACAUGCAGUCAUAUGUUGUCCAUAUCCCGCUGCCCAGAGCUGAGCCUCUGCUCAUGCUCCGUCCAGCCGACUACAGUACAACAAAGAAGCAGGACGAACUAGUACAGGAAGAGGGCUCCAAGGCGCGGUGGGCACGGGCGACGCCUUGCCCUCUCUCAAACCUCGCCUCUCUCACAAAUUUAACCAUAUGGGAAUGUGGGGAUUUAAGAGUCGAGGGACUGCGGCAUCUCCUCGCGCAAGAUCGUCUCACCAAAUUAGAGGUCAGCGAAACACCCAAUUUCUUCGCUGGUCCCGAGCCCCCGCUGCCCCAUGAACAAGAGUUCCCAUCCUCUUCCUCCAAACUGCAGGAGCUUGAGACAGAUGACGUCGCGGGCGUCCUUGCUGCGCCCAUCUGUACCUUGCUCUCUUCCUCGCUCACCGAUUUGAGAUUUUGGGGGGACGAAAAGGUGGAUCGCUUCACAAAGGUGCAAGAGGACGCCCUUCGGCUCCUCACAUCUCUCGAGGAGAUCACAUUUCAGGGGUGCGACAAGCUGCAGGGCCCUGCAGGGCUUCAAGGACUACGCAACCUCAAGAGAUUAAACAUAUACAAUUGUAUAGCCAUCCGGUUGCUGCCCAAGGAUGGCCUCCCAAUUUCACUGCAAAAGUUGGCGAUAGACGGAUGUCCAGCCAUCCGGUCUCUGCCCAAGGACUGCCUCCCAAGUUCACUACAAGAGUUGAAUAUAAGCGAUUGUCAAGCCAUCCAGUCUCUCCCCAAGGACUGCCUCCCAAGUUCACUACAAGAGUUGAAUAUAAGCGAUUGUCCAGCCAUCCAAUCUCUCCCCAAGGACUGCCUCCCAAGUUCACUGCAAAAAUUAGUGAUCAGAGGAUGCCCAGCCAUUCGAUCGCUGCCCAAGGCGAAUGACCUACCAAGUCCACUCCGAGAAUUGGAUGUCCGGUAUAGCAGAAACGAGGAGCUAAGAAGGCAGUGCCGCAAGUUGAUUGGAAUCAUUCCAGUUGUCUACGCCUGA